AUGGCAAAUAUGGAAGAGUUACACAUGGCUGCUUCAGCUUACUAUAGUAAUGCCUCCGAUGAACUUAGGCAACGAGCAAUAGAGUUCUUCAAUUCAAUGGAUACAAAUGGCGAUGGCGGAGUUAGCUUCAAUGAGUUCAUCCAAUUCUUCGUUCAAAACGGAUACAACAGGGUCGACCCCAAUUUUUUCCGUAGUUUGGACCGCAAUGGAGACGGGUUCUCGGAUUUCUUUGAAGUCCUCACGUUUUACUACAUCUUCAAAACCAGGGGUGUGUCGUGUGGUUACUGUAGAAUUGGCCUAAUGACACUGUAUUUCACGUGCGUUGCAUGCUUUGACAAUGCUGGAGGUAACACCUACGACCUUUGUUCUACGUGCUAUGAGGCACGGAGGCACCACCAGCAUCAUCAUCCCCACCAUAACUAUUUCUUGGAUAGCUACGUCUUGCUCCGGGCCAAGGCAGGCCUCCCUCUUCCUGCAGGUGCCCCAAAUCUUCAACAGGGCUUCCAAAUUUCCAUAGAUAUUGAUUUCAUGUCUAACAUUGAAAAUUUCAUUGCAAUGUGGCAACUGUGGAAUGACAAUGGUUAA
Messenger RNA from Quercus robur (English oak), 585 nucleotides. RefSeq lists its product as uncharacterized. NCBI's taxonomy places the organism in Eukaryota, Viridiplantae, Streptophyta, Magnoliopsida, Fagales, Fagaceae. Gene Ontology annotation, molecular function: calcium ion binding. The record is from RefSeq and is a predicted model, not a curated record. The transcript has 2 exons. Bases 1 to 585 code for a protein of 194 amino acids.